AAAAAAAGGUGAAAAAAAAAAAAAAGCCGAACCUUAAGCAACACCCCACGCCCAACCGCCAAACUCAAACGGGCCAACGCCAAACCCUUUCUGCCUUUCCAGCUUCUUCCUCAUUACCUCCAAAGCCACCAGUUUUCUUAAACAAGUUCAAGAUUCACACACAACCUUUUCGAUUAUUCUGUAAUUUUUUGUGAUUUGGCGUCUUGUAAAUUGAUUGAAUCUCAGAACCCAUGUGGCUUAGACGAAGCAAAUCAAGGAUUCGACUCCACAACGCGUCGUCCCCCAAAUUUGCUUGCUCUUCCUUGAAAGAUAUACAGAUUCUACUCUCUGAAGAAGAUAGCGGUUAUAGAUACAAUAAAAUCAGCGCCGGUGACGGUGACAUUGCCCUUGAUUCACCUACUCCAUACAUCAGGAAGCCCUCCAUUUGCCAUCGGGUUCGCAGCUCCAAUUUCCUUCUACGGACCCUAUCUUUACUGCCCGACCAUUCGGAGUCCAAACCUUACGGGGAUGAGGGUCAGGUUCCGGCUCCAUUGCCGGAAAAUGUGGCCGCUGAUGUGAAAUCGGAGCCGGUGAUUAGGAUCCCAAGGGCCGAGAAUAUUAUAAUGGUUUACUUUACGAGUCUGCGGAUUCUUCGCCACACAUUUGAGGACUGCAAGACCGUCCUAACUAUCCUGCGUUCCUUCAAUGUGCUUGUUGACGAAAGGGAUGUUUCUAUGGACUCGGGUUACAUUAAGGAGCUGCAGAAGAUCUUUGGUGAACCUGAGAAAUCCAAACUAACACUCCCCCGAGUCUUCAUCGGCGGCAGGUACAUUGGUGGUGCUGAGGAGGUGAGGCAGCUCCACGAGAGCGGCGAGCUCAAGAAAUACCUGCAGGGUCUUCUCCCAGCGGACGCUCGUGGGUGCGAGGCAUGUGGUGGGUACAGAUUCAUCCUCUGCCAAGAGUGCAAUGGAAGCCAUAAGUAUUACAGCGAGAAAUGUGGCUUUAAGAGUUGUACUUCCUGCAAUGAGAAUGGUCUCACCAGGUGCCCAUCUUGUUCAUGCGCCUCUUUCUGAAUCAUUUGAUUAAAUCACAUCAGAGUCUAAUUAUUAGUUAGGCUUUAAAAUAUGUAACAUUGAUUGGAACAAAAUGCUUAAUCUUUAAGCACUUAUGUUUAGUUUUCAUGGAGAUGUGUGGUAGCUUUUCAUAUCUUCUUGCUGAUUUUACUUGCUAGAAAUAGAGGCAAGGAAAAUUAGGUCCAAAUGAAUCCGUUUGGAUUGCUAUAGUUUGUUCAUUUGUUAACGUUGUUUUGCAAUUUAGUGGUGCUUUAACGUGUUGGAUUGCUAUUACGGUAUUACCCAUUUUA
Messenger RNA from Olea europaea var. sylvestris, 1342 nucleotides. RefSeq lists its product as uncharacterized. Lineage: Eukaryota; Viridiplantae; Streptophyta; Magnoliopsida; Lamiales; Oleaceae. The record is from RefSeq and is a predicted model, not a curated record. Bases 231 to 1052 code for a protein of 273 amino acids. The transcript has a single exon.